CCGAUACUGCAACCCUUGCCUCUAGACCAUGCCAUACAGGGAAGCAGGAUUACCUUUACCCACUAACACAGCCACUCAAGUCAGCGAUGUCAGCGGCUGCCCUGGGGGGAUGGGGGUACACAACAGACCGGCCGUUGCUGUAUGGAGGGACCGAGUCUACCACCAAGCGUGUCACCUCAGCGGUGAGACAGACCUCCUACUUGCCUCCCACUCAGCCUGCAACAGCACGAACCCUGCAGCGGCAGCUAUGUGUGGAUGACGCCGGACCCCCCAUCGCGGCUGACAACGGCCCCCAGGGGACCAAGCAGGACAAGCACUCCGUACCACGGCUGCAACCCCAGGGAAGCCGGCGAAUGGCUCAGAGAGCGGCAGGGCUGGACUGUGUUUUGCUGCCUGCUCUGGUGGACACUCACCCACUGCUGCAUGAAACGGACAGAGCAGGUAUCAGAUAG
Molecule: messenger RNA, 452 nt
Organism: Pelobates cultripes (western spadefoot toad)
Lineage: Eukaryota; Metazoa; Chordata; Amphibia; Anura; Pelobatidae
Source: the annotation of a GenBank genome assembly